AUGCCCGCACAUCCUCAUUUAGGCUACGCCAAUCCAGUCGUCGGACACGACUUUGCCGAUCCCGGCGUUUUCUACGACCGUUACAGUCAAACCUGGUACGCGUUCGGUACUAACGGCAAUGGCAAAAAUAUCCAAUGCUCGUACACCAAGGACUUUUGCUCGUGGUCGCACCACGAACAUGAUUGUCUUCCCGGACCUCUUCCUCCUUACCAAUCUGAUGUGCCCGGCUUCCUCUGGGCGCCAGAAGUGAUCGAGGCGCCACAAGGUCGAGGCGGAUACCUGAUGUAUGUAUCAUGCCAAGACGCCAUCUUCAGGAAGCAAUGCAUCGGCGUCGCCUAUUCGGACCGCGAUCCAAAAGGUCCUUAUCGCUGGAUCACCGAUCGGCCGCUCAUCUCUCGCGGUGAAACAGGUGGAACGCUCGACCCGCAGCCCUUUGAAGAUCCAGCUAGCGGCAAACGCUAUCUCGUCUACAAGUCAGAUUGGGACAAGAUGUACACCAAGCAUCCUCAGCUCUGGCUCUCUGAACUCUCGCCUGACGGCCUCUCGCUGCUUGGCGAUAUGUAUCCUUUGCAGAGUCCACAACACUCGUACCAAAAUGGACUGCUCGAGGCACCUUAUCUCUUCCACCACGCUCCCAGCAACGCCUACAUUCUCUUCUUUUCGUCAGGAACAUUCACCAACGGCACCUACGCAACUUCCUACGCCAUCUCUCACAACGGCCUUUUUGGACCCUACCAGUGUCCACCACGUCCGCUGUUGGAAACGGACAGAGCGAGGAGCGUCAUGGGUCCAGGAGGUGCAUGUGUGGUGCUGGGCGUGGAGAACGAGCAUUUCAUCGUGUUCCAUGCGUUGGAAAGGGAAGAAGGAAACAGAAGAAUGUGCGUCCAGAGGGUUUGUUUCGCGGAUGACGGCACACCGUUCCUCUCCUCGAAGCCUAACUGUGGAAAGAGAUUGCGCCUUGGAGCAGAGCACGAGGAUGACAUGCAUCACUUUGGCAACCAGCCAAGUGUGCCAAGCGAAACCGAAACCGAAACCGAAACAGGUACAGGUGGCAGGUUGUCCAAGCUGCUCAACAAAGUCAAACACAAGCUCGAUCCGUAG
This is a messenger RNA of Mycosarcoma maydis (corn smut), 1101 nucleotides long. RefSeq lists its product as uncharacterized. The record is from RefSeq and is a predicted model, not a curated record. The transcript has 3 exons. Gene Ontology annotation, biological process: carbohydrate metabolic process. Gene Ontology annotation, molecular function: hydrolase activity, hydrolyzing O-glycosyl compounds. Lineage: Eukaryota; Fungi; Basidiomycota; Ustilaginomycetes; Ustilaginales. The coding region runs from base 1 to 1101 and encodes 366 amino acids.